Messenger RNA from Hordeum vulgare subsp. vulgare (domesticated barley), 1291 nucleotides. RefSeq names its product DDRGK domain-containing protein 1. NCBI's taxonomy places the organism in Eukaryota, Viridiplantae, Streptophyta, Magnoliopsida, Poales, Poaceae. The transcript is spliced from 8 exons. The coding region runs from base 154 to 1080 and encodes 308 amino acids. The record is from RefSeq and is a predicted model, not a curated record.
CGAACUGCAGUGGAGGAGAACUUGCGUCGUCGUCGCGUCCCCAACCCCAAUUCGAUUCGACUCGUCCGGGAAAAUAGAAAUCGGUCGAUCCAUCGGACCUUGCAGAACGAAGCAAAAUCGAGGGUUUGGAGAGGGACAUCGGACGCUGCGGAGAUGGACGGGUCCGGCGGGAUCUUGGCCGCCGUCGUGUGCGCGCUGCUGGUCUUUGCCAUCUUUCCCCUCCUCCUAUGGCGCCGCCGUUCCGAUGCCACCGGCGCGGGCGACAACCACCGCCUCCCGCCCCAGCCACUCCAGGGGGAACGGGUGCUUCGUGGCGGCGCUCCGGCACGCCGCAUGCGUAGGAGGCCAGCUGCGGCGAGUUCGUCGGCAGCAUCCACCAGUCGUGAUGUUGCAGAGGAUGAGUCAGGGAGUGACGAGGAGGACCCCAAUGUCCCCAAAGGCUCCAAGAAGGAGAGGAAGAGGCAAGAGAGGGAAGAGCGGGAGGCACAGCGUCAGGCUAAUGAAGCGGCACGAAAUUCAAGGAGAACUAAUCAAGACCGUUAUGAGGAAAUGAGAAGGAAGAAGGAUGAGGAGCGUGAGGCCCAAGAGAGAUUAUUGGAAGAAGAAGCUAUGGCACGGAAGGCCAAGGAAGAGGAAGCUGCUGCUCUGGAGUUUGAGAAAUGGAAAGGGGCCUUUUCAGUUGAUGCUGAAGGGACAACUGAAAGUGAGACGCAAGAUGGUGGCCAAGGUUUGCUCCACAAUUUUGUGGAAUACAUCAAGAAGCAGAAGUGUGUUCCACUAGAAGAUCUUGCUGGAGAGUUUGGAAUGCGAACCCAGGACUGCAUAAACCGAAUUAUUACGCUUGAAGGCAUGGAUAGAUUAUCUGGCGUGAUGGAUGACCGUGGAAAGUUCAUAUACAUAUCAAUUGAGGAGAUGCAGGCUGUUGCAGACUACAUCAGGAAGCAUGGGAGGGUGAGCAUAUCACAUCUGGCAAACAACUCGAACGAAUUCAUAGAUCUGGAGCCAAAGCCCCUGUACGAUGAGAAGGAGGAGAGUCAUCAAGAUGAAAGCGCCCCAGCGGGCAUAGUUGCAGAGCCCUGAUGAGCGCUCAUGGUCGAGCUUGUUGUCCCUGCAACAAAGCAUCUAUCAUUUUAAUUUCUGUGCAAGAUCAGGUACCUGUUUUCUAGGGAUGUUAUUAUAGUUCGUGCUAACCUCGGUGGCGGCUUGGCAUCUGGGAUUUACAAGAUGAGAAAGGGUUAUGACAUCAUGGGAAAUUCAGAACUGAUGCUAAUACAGUGAAAGGUUUCAUAUA